AUGCGGCGCCCCUUCUGGCGCUGUGUCCAGCGCACGCUCGCUUUCAAAGUGGAACGGGAGGUGGAACUCUCGCCCGCCACCCAGUACAUCUUCGGCUGGCACCCCCACGGCAUCCUCCUUCUCUCCCGCUUUGCCAUCUACGGGGGCCUCUGGGAGAAGCUCUUCCCGGGCGUGCACUUCAAGACCUUGGCCGCCAGCCCCUUGUUCUGGAUCCCGCCCAUCCGGGAGGGGAGCAAGGAGAUCUACACGACGAACCCGUACACGCCCGAGACCACACUGGUGCUCAAGAUUCGGAAGGGCUUCAUUCGCAUGGCCCUCCGGUACGGAUGCCCCCUGGUCUGCCCUUUGGAUGCCUACGAGAAGAUGGAUCGGUUCCAUGGAGAGCAACAACAGGUGAUGUUUGGAUACGUAGACCCCGGAACGGUGCCGGAUGCGCCGGGGUGGCCCCUGCGAAAUUUCUUGCUGCUCCUUGCGAACCGGUGGGGGCUCUGCGAGGCAACCGUCGUCUGCUACCGCGGUCGGGUCACGGGGCCUACGCAUGAUCCAGAAGCAGGUGGUAAUGGAAGCCACUUGAAUCCCCUGGGAGGGGCCCAGGUGAUGCGGGGCAGCUUCGUGCUGCACGUCUCCCUCGCGCCCCUGGCGUCCUCGCCUUCCUCUUCCCCCCCCGGCGCCCUCAUGACCACAGGCUGGGAGAUGCACAAAGGCAAAUACAUGCCUCGACGCGUCGACCUCUCUGCCACCAUGGACCCUAUCCGCCUGGCCGAGCAGUCCGUGGAUCUGAAUCUGAAGCUCAUGCGCUGGCGGCUGCUCCCAGCCCUGGACAUCGCCGCCCUGGCCCGCACCAAAUGCCUCUUGCUAGGCGCCGGGACCCUUGGCUGCAGUGUGGCACGGGGCUUGCUUGGGUGGGGCGUGCGGACGAUCACGCUGGUGGACAACGGGCGGGUCGCGCUCUCGAACCCUGUCCGUCAAUCCCUCUUUGAGUACACGGACUGCGCGGACGGGGGAAAGCCCAAGGCCCUGGCGGCGGCGACGGCUUUGCGGAGGAUUUUUCCCGGGGUGGUUGCGGAGGGACAUGUCAUGACCAUCCCUAUGCCGGGCCACCCAGUUUCCUCGCCGGCCGAAGAGGCAAGCGCGCGGCGGGAGGUGGAGUUGUUGGACAAGCUGGUGGCGGAGCACGACGUGAUCUUCCUGCUUACCGACACACGGGAGAGUCGAUGGUUGCCGACCGUCCUGGGGGCCGUGCACGACAAGAUCCUCGUGAAUGCGGCCUUGGGCUUUGACACCUUCAUGGUGAUGCGUCAUGGUGCUCAACCGAAUCCCCCCCUGACCUCGGUCGCGCCAUCCUGCAGCGGCGGGGAGGAUGGGGGUACUGCGCGGGAAUCGAAAGCCAGGACGGGGACGGGGAAGGGAAGCCCCGGCCCGGCGGAUGGAGACGGCAUUGGCUGCUAUUUCUGCAAUGACGUGGUGGCUCCUGACGACUCGACCAAAGACCGCACGCUCGAUCAACAGUGCACGGUCACGCGGCCCGGCCUGGCGCCUGUAGCCUCUGCGCUGGCGGUGGAACUCAUGGUAGCGUUGCUCCACCACCCCCUCAGGCAUCGGGCACCCGCCGACGGGGGCGAGGCAAGCGGUUUGGGGCAUCGCUUUCUGGACGAUCCGGACCGGCCGUUGGGAAUUUUACCCCAGCAGAUUCGUGGAUAUUUGGCGCAUUUCACAACGAUUUUGCCAGUGACGAGGGCGUUCCAGCAUUGUACAGGCUGCGCUCCUGCGGUCAUCGAAGCCUACAAGAGGGAGGGGGCGGGGCUAGUGCUGCGUGUCUGCAACGAGCAGGGGGUCUUGGAGGAAAUGACGGGUUUGGCGCAGAUGAGGAGGGAGACCGACGCGUUGGAACUUUCGUGGAGUGAGGAUGAGGACGAGGAGGAAGAAGAGGAGUUGGGAGGUGGUGGGAAGGAGAAGGAAGUGGAAAUGGGGGAAAAGGAGCAAAAGGGAAGGGAGAAGCCGACGCAAGAAUGGAAUGUGAAAGAGGAGGAAAAGAACAGUGGUGGUUUGGACUUGGCGCUUGAGGAAUUGGCGAUCGAGCAUGCAGGAAUAAGGAGAACAGGGGGCAAUUGUGAGUGA
Molecule: messenger RNA, 2118 nt
Organism: Nannochloropsis gaditana CCMP526
Gene: ATG7
Product: autophagy-related protein 7
Exons: 3
Coding region: 1-2118 (705 amino acids)
Biological process (GO): autophagy of mitochondrion; cellular response to nitrogen starvation; piecemeal microautophagy of the nucleus
Cellular component (GO): phagophore assembly site; cytoplasm
Molecular function (GO): Atg12 activating enzyme activity; Atg8 activating enzyme activity
Source: RefSeq, a predicted model, not a curated record